Daphnia carinata is the source of this 2815-nucleotide messenger RNA. Its product is annotated as neural cell adhesion molecule 1-A-like. Lineage: Eukaryota; Metazoa; Arthropoda; Branchiopoda; Diplostraca; Daphniidae. The record is from RefSeq and is a predicted model, not a curated record. The transcript is spliced from 10 exons. Gene Ontology annotation, cellular component: neuron projection. The coding region runs from base 597 to 2327 and encodes 576 amino acids.
CGUCUCUUCAAAAGGGCCACGCCUUGCUAACUGGCCGCUAUUAAGGCACCACAUUUAUUACCGGAUUCAACUGAGCUCGACAGAGAGCCAUACAACACAAAUCAAAUAACAGUUUUGCUAUUUGAAAUAACUAAGCUUGAGGGCUAUUAAGAGUUCAACGUCGUAAAUAGUGAAAAGCUACGUUACACACGGUUUUUGGUGCAGCUCAAAUGAACUAACUGAAUGAGGUGUGUCAAUUAACUCAGCAUUUCAUUGCAAAAACAUUUACCGACUCAAUUUUAAACGAGCAAUGUGGCGUGCGCAAUGAACGUAGCGUGUAAGCCGCGCCUCGUUCACAGUGCUUGCUAAUGGGCUGGCCGCGAAGCCUCUUCAUUUGAAUAAUGGCGAGUGCCUGCGGUUGGGUUGGUGCCUAAGCAACAAGACAGUGAUCGGAUAUCCCGUGAUUUCGUUUGGUCCGAGCUGCGGUGACAGUUUACGUUCGCUACUGACGUUUGCGUGAAACCACCUGAUUGCUUUUGUUAAGGGUCUCAGUGGACCUGGUACGUUACGCUCUCUGUUUAUUUUCUAUAUUCACGAGCGCACGCAACCAUGUGCCAAUGUUCUUCUCGGUCCAGCUCCUAAUAUCCUUUAUUAUGGAUCUCAGCAAACGACAUCAGUGCACUGGAACGACGACAACAGUGAAGAUGAUAUGCUUAAUCACAUCAAUUCUGACUGUCAUAUUGGGAGUGUCAGGUGAGCCAUCAUCCUCACGGCGUCCGCAUAUGUUCACGGGAUCGGUGAUGUUCGCGGAUGUGGACGCAUCAUCUUCGAUCACAUCGCCCGGUGCGCCGCAUUUUGCGGAACUCAUCCGAAAUGUCACGGUGCCGUUGGGUCGUGAGGCCGUCUUAUCUUGCGUCAUCAACAAUCUGGCAGAGUACAAGGUUGGCUGGCUGAGGGCUGACGACCAAACAAUUUUGAGUCUCCAUCGUCGUGUGGUGACGCACAAUCCACGCGUUUCCGUGACUCACGACGAGUCACGCACCUGGAACCUGCACAUUCGACAAAUCAAAGAAUCCGAUCAAGGAUGUUACAUGUGUCAGAUCAACACAGCCGUGAUGAAGAAGCAAUUAGGUUGCAUUCAAGUUCAGGUGCCUCCGGAUAUAGUCGACGAUCGGAGUACGAGUGACGUCACUGUGAACGAAGGCGACAACGUGACGCUGACGUGCACGGCCACGGGCAAACCGACACCGAGGAUCGUGUGGCGUCGCGAGGACGGCCAAAAGAUCGUCGUAUUUCGUCCCAUGCCCCCGACGUCGCAAUCCAAUCACAACAAUCACCAUGGAAUGAAAACAUCCUCCGGCGGGAGUAUCGUGCCCGCCAACGCAACAGCAACAACAAUCGAUGACGCUAUUGUUCCUGGAUUGCAGACUCAUCACCAACAUCAGCAUCAAGCAAUUGCAGUCCCCAUGACAAGGGAACGAUCCAAAGUGGAAGCAUAUCACGGUGAGACGCUGAGACUGUACCGCGUUACACGCCAAAUGAUGGCCGCCUACAUGUGCAUCGCCUCCAACGACGUACCGCCCGCCGUCAGCAAGCGAGUCCCCCUCAACGUCAACUUUCCACCGUUGGUGACAUCUUCGAUGAAUGUGGUGGGUGCCCUGCUGGGCACUGAUGUCCGUCUGACUUGCCAAGUCGAAUCGCAUCCGCCGAGCAUCAACUACUGGAUGAAGGGACGACAACAAGACCAACACAACACGAUCCUGCCGAGCGCUAAGUACAGUAUCGACGGUGAAAGAGGUGGGACUUCCAGCUACAAGACGAGCAUGUCGUUAAUCAUCCACAACUUCCAGCCACAAGACAAGAGCGCUUAUAUUUGCGUAGCCGCAAACUCACUCGGCACAGCAGAAGCCUCAAUUCAAAUCUACGAAGUGGCGAGAGCAACGUCCGGCCCGACACCGACCAUUCGUUCGGCGAUAUCCACUUUAGGUGCUACUAACGAUUUCAUUAUCAACGACGAUAAUGAAGACGAUGGAGAGGAAGAAGAGGAAGACGAUGGUGAUGGUCAUCAAUCAACUAAAGGACGGCCGAAUAACAAUGGCGUAACGGGCCAAAAGGCCCACACCAACAAGAAGAAACAUUCACGUCACCAAAAACAUGAGACGUCGUUGUCGCCAAUGUCCAUGUCUCCUAGUGACGAGUACGGGGAUAGAAAACAAGAGCAACGCGAUGAGACGGCUAAUCAGAUCAGAAGAGGCAGUUCUUCCGGUGCUGUCCCUCGCAUCCAGGCAGCCCUAUCGUUCAUUCGUUAUCCGCUCGUCGUUUUUCUCUUAUUUGUUUUUGCUGUAUAGUUUUUUUUUUAAACUUUUGUGCCGGUGAUAUCAUAUCUCUCAGUACUUAUGCCAGUAGUGAAGAACUAUUGGACUUCAAUUAUUUAAAAAGAAAUCUACAAUGUUUGAUGUAUCAAAAUAUAAUUGGUCGUUUUGCGUCAGGCCUGAUCACGCCAUUUCAAAAACGCAUGCGGCCAAUAGUGAAACAUGUAAUGGACGCUAUCUGAUUUUCAUUAUACAGAUUUUGAUCUUGUUUCCAAUCAAUCCCAAUAAGAGUAACCCACUGAGAGAAAGACGUUGAAAGAUGUGAGCUGCUGUGGGAAGCUUGAAAUCUUCAUCACUAGCAUCAGGUGUAAAGUGAGUGAUGAAUCUACAUAGCUACUCUUGUCAAAUAUCUCACGUUUAUAUGUUGGUUUGUUUUAACAAUACCGAAUUUGCCAAUUCUUCUAUUUACGUUUUUCUUUUCCGGCAUUUCAAGCCAAAAAGUCAUGUGUGGUAUUCUUCUUGUU